Messenger RNA from Cuscuta campestris, 1196 nucleotides. NCBI's taxonomy places the organism in Eukaryota, Viridiplantae, Streptophyta, Magnoliopsida, Solanales, Convolvulaceae. The record is from the annotation of a GenBank genome assembly.
CUAGAGAAUUGAAGCAGCUGUCUAAACUCCAAAUAAAAAUUGAUCCGGAAAUAGUGGUUUCCUGCUGCAAUUAAUCCACUUUGGGACGUAAAUCAGAUCUUCGUACUGGAAAUGGCUUCAAGUUGUGCCACUCAUCCCUCCUCUUUGCCACUCCCACAGACGCCUCUCUGCCGCCACCCUCGGCGCUCGCCGCCGUUCAACUUCCAACAGAAGGUGAAUCUCAAUUUCGGGACAUCACCGCUCAACAGGAGCCCGAGAUCUCUACCCGCCUCCCGUUUGCGCGUAUCCUGUCUACGUGCCUCCAAAGCUGCAGUUGUCACGGGCAAGUCGUGGGACAAAUUGGUUCUGACGAGUGAUACACCUGUACUCGUCGAGUUCUAUGCUAGUUGGUGUGGGCCCUGCCAGAUGGUCCACAGGGUGGUCGAUGAAAUAGCAGCCGAAUAUUCUGGCAAAAUUAAAUGUUUCGUUCUGCAUGCAGACACGGACGUACAAAUUGCAGAAAACUAUGAUAUCAAGGCAGUCCCGGUGGUCUUGCUGUUUAAAAAUGGACAGAAAUUUGAUUCGAUCAUCGGUACCAUGCCCAAGGAAUUCUAUGUGGCUGCCAUUGAGAGGCUCUUACCGGGCACAGUUGGCUAUUAAAACUUCAAGUUGGUUUUUAUGACUUAUGAUAUGGUUUUUUUCCCUUCUUCCUAAGAAGCGAAUCUCGUGCCUAUCGAGUUAGCGUAAAAUAAGUUGGCACUUAGACUGUGCUGAAUCCCCCUACUAUGAUAGGUGUGACAAGAACAUGCAGGGAAGUCAUUUAAAUCUGCAUAAAGUAUUCAGAAGGAGCCAAAAGAUGCACUGAAACCCAAGGGCUGGAAUCUUUCAGUUUCCCCAGAUAUGGUAUUGUAAACCACUCCACUCUUCCUCUCUUACUUCUUUUCUAUUUACUCAAUCUCUGUGUCAUAUAUGGCUUCUCAAGUCUUACCUUUUUCUUGGAGUAUAUGUUAUAAUGUUAAGAGGAGAGAGAAUUGCUAUCGAUUGAACGACUCCUAAGUCGAUACAAAGCCAUGUGAGUAGAGUUUAAUGAAGACAUGUGCUACCGAUUGAACGACUCCUAAGUCGAUACAAAGACAUGUGCUAUCGAUUGACAACAUCUUUAUGCUCAUUUUCUGCUUAUAAUGUGCUAAUUUAAGGCCAUGCUUAAGGUGUGUAGA